GGUUUCAAUGUAUGUAAAAUGCGUCACAUUCUUCCGUAGUCGAAGGUCUUGAUACGGAAUUUGUUGGUGAUUUUCGUGUCCCAAAACAAAACAAAAAAACCCUCCCUCGUCCAGAUACACAUUCCAGUGGCGCGUAUACAACAAAAGCUCAAGCUUACCCGCAGGUUAUCACGCUCCAAACCGGGGUGCAGCUUCCCCAAUCGCGCUGAGCUGAUAACCCCUAGCCAUGCCACCGCCGGUAAGGCACGGUUUCGGCGGAUGACAACCAUGAUAGACGAUUGGCGGUGUCGGACCGACUUGCCGCGGUGCGUAACGAUGCAGUGCAGAAAACAUCUGACAGCAGCGUAAGAAGGCCACAAACAGCGCCAUUCACGCAAACCUUGUUACCCGGGUGGUUUACGGAGCAGCAGCGCGGCGGUGCGGUCGGUUCUGUCCCCUCGGCACCUCUAUUUCGCACGGUGGAUACAGUGUAGGGGUGUGUCAGUGUGUGCGUUUUGGCAAGCGUCAAGAGAGCGCUCAAAAGGGAAGUUAUCUCACGCAACCGAUAUUAAGCAGGAUGGCAAACGCACUGAGAGGAUAUGUCUCGCUCGCACCAAUGUUUGGCGUGCAACGGUUGUCAACAAUUACGCGAGCGCGGGGAUCGCUGCUUGCCCAACUGUCCAGGCAUUGUUCUCCAGCAUCCAGCACUUCCGAUACCGGUUCGCCGUCACUUGUCGCUAGAGUGUGUUACGAUCAGAUCAGGUUCAGCUCGUCGUCGCCAAAAUCUGCCCCAAAGAUGGCUGGAAAUGCAAAACUGCUUCACGAGAACCUAUGGGAUCAGGAUCCGGAGCUGAUGGAUCUGAUACGGAAGGAGAAGAAGCGCCAGACGCGAGGACUUGAGAUGAUUGCCAGUGAAAAUUUCACCUCCCUGUCCGUGUUGCAGUGCCUAAGCUCCUGUUUGCAUAACAAAUACUCGGAAGGUUUGCCCGGUCAAAGAUAUUACGGAGGUAAUGAAUUUAUUGACGAGAUCGAACUGCUCGCCCAGAAGCGUGCCCUGGAAGCGUACCGACUGGACCCGGAGCAGUGGGGCUGCAACGUUCAACCGUAUUCCGGCUCGCCGGCCAACUUUGCCGUGUACACCGCGCUGAUUGAACCGCACGGUCGCAUCAUGGGUCUCGAUCUGCCGGACGGUGGCCAUCUGACGCACGGCUUCAUGACGCAGACGAAGAAAAUUUCCGCCACCUCGAUCUUCUUCGAAAGCAUGCCGUACAAGGUCGAUCCCGUGACCGGGCUGAUCGAUUACGACAAGAUGGAGGAAACGGCACGCCUGUUCAAGCCGAAGGUAAUCAUUGCCGGUAUCUCGUGCUACUCCCGCUGUCUGGAUUACAAACGUUUCCGGGAAAUUGCGAACCAGAACGGUGCGUAUCUGUUCGCCGAUAUGGCACACAUUUCCGGUUUGGUAGCCGCCGGCGUUAUACCGUCACCGUUCGAGUACGCGGACGUCGUCAGCACGACGACGCACAAGACGUUGCGCGGUCCGCGGGCCGGUGUUAUCUUCUUCCGGAAGGGUGUGCGUAGCGUGAAAGCGAACGGGGAGAAGGUGAUGUACGAUCUGGAGUCGCGCGUCAACCAGGCUGUGUUUCCUGGGUUGCAGGGUGGACCCCACAAUCAUGCGAUCGCCGGUAUUGCGACGUGCAUGAUGCAGGCCAAGACGCCCGAAUUCCGUGCGUACCAGGAGCAGGUCAUCAAGAAUGCUCGCGCCCUCUGCGCCGGACUGCUUGCGAAAGGGUACUCGGUGGCGACCGGCGGUACGGAUGUGCAUUUGGUGCUGGUUGAUCUGCGCCCGGUCGGCAUUACGGGUGCGCGGGCCGAAUACAUCCUGGAGGAAAUUUCGAUCGCGUGCAACAAAAACACCGUACCGGGAGACAAGUCCGCACUGAACCCGUCCGGAAUUCGGCUCGGUACGCCGGCACUUACAACGCGCGGACUGCUCGAGCAGGACAUGCAGCAGGUGGUGGACUUUAUCGAUCGUGGUUUGCGCCUGUCGAAGGACAUCGCCACCGUAUCCGGACCGAAGCUGGUUGACUUCAAGCGUGUCAUACACGAGGACGCCACCUUUAGCGCCAAGGUGCAAAGCUUGCGCAAGGAGGUGGAACAGUACAGCGAACAAUUCCCUCUGCCGGGCUAUGAGGAUUUCUAAACAAACAAUAAAGUAGUUUUUAUAAAACUACACACACACACGCAA
Molecule: messenger RNA, 2224 nt
Organism: Anopheles stephensi (Asian malaria mosquito)
Lineage: Eukaryota; Metazoa; Arthropoda; Insecta; Diptera; Culicidae
Gene: Shmt
Product: serine hydroxymethyltransferase, cytosolic
Exons: 3
Coding region: 557-2179 (540 amino acids)
Biological process (GO): purine nucleobase biosynthetic process; L-serine catabolic process; folic acid metabolic process
Cellular component (GO): cytoplasm; cytosol; nucleus
Molecular function (GO): mRNA 5'-UTR binding; glycine hydroxymethyltransferase activity; pyridoxal phosphate binding
Source: RefSeq, a predicted model, not a curated record